This is a messenger RNA of Xenia sp. Carnegie-2017, 3791 nucleotides long. RefSeq names its product phosphorylase b kinase regulatory subunit beta-like. Gene Ontology annotation, biological process: glycogen metabolic process. Lineage: Eukaryota; Metazoa; Cnidaria; Anthozoa; Malacalcyonacea; Xeniidae. The record is from RefSeq and is a predicted model, not a curated record. Gene Ontology annotation, cellular component: phosphorylase kinase complex. The coding region runs from base 232 to 3453 and encodes 1073 amino acids. Gene Ontology annotation, molecular function: calmodulin binding. The transcript has 35 exons.
UAAAUUAAUCGUAGGCUCAAGAUAAAUGGUCGGUAUUUUUGCAUGCGAAUCGAAUAACCAAAAUUUCAAACCUUCAAAGUGCCUAGAAAUGAAAGAAUGAGCGCUUUAACAUUAUUUACCUCGAAGUAAUUCAUGUGCAGUUCGAGCAAUAUUCGGAAUUUUUGAUGAACUUUUUGUAAUAAAGCUUCAUUUUGAAGAAUGAAGACAGGAAGUGAUUAAUAAUCACCGUAAAUGGAAGCAAGUGAAAGAAAGAGAAAGCUUAAUUUAUUUUAUAAUAUUGUGAAACAAAGGAUUUUGCGUCACCAGAGUGGAAGCCUUGGUCUAUUUCCUUUACACCCUUUUGGCAAUAAGCCAAAUGAAGGACAUGUUAGAGACAAUGUUUAUUGUGCUCAGGUGUUGUGGGCUUUGGCUUUAGCUUACAGGCAAGUCGAUGAUGACCAAGGAAGGAAUUAUGAACUAGAACAAAGUGCUGUUAAAUGUAUGAGAGGAAUUCUUUUCUGCUACAUGCGGCAGGCAGAAAAGGUAGAGAAGUUCAAGCAUAAUCAGCAGCCUCACAAUUCACUUCAUUCUAUGUUUAACAUCUACACUGGAAGCACGUUACCUUUGAGGAAGGACUGGCCACAUCUUCAGAUUGACGCAGUUGCCUUGUACUUAUUGCUUCUUGCCCAGAUGAUUGCCUCUGGGUUAACAAUUAUCUAUACUCUUGACGAAGUGUCGUUUAUUCAAAAUUUGGUUUACUACAUUGAACGUGCGUAUCGUACGCCAGACUAUGGUAUUUGGGAAAGAGGAUGUCUUGAUAACAAUGGACACAGAGAAUUGCAUUCCAGUUCCAUUGGAAUGGCGAAAGCUGCGUUGGAAUCGUUGAAUGGGUUUAAUCUUUUUGGAAGCCAGGGGACAUCAUCGUCUGUUAUUUACGUCGAUCCGGAUGCUUACAAUAGAAACUGCACAAUUCUUACAACAUUAUUGCCUAGAGAAUCAAGUUCUAAGGAAACAGAUGCUGCAUUACUCUGCAUUGUCGGUUAUCCAACUUUUGCUGUAGAUGACGACAAAUUGAAAGAAACGACGACGAAAACAAUCGUUGAAAAUUUAAUGGGUCGAUAUGGACUCAAGAGAUUUUUUCGUGAUGGCUACAAGACUGAGAUUGAAGACCCUAACAGAGCAACGUACUAUAGUUCUGAACUCAAGUUGUUCGAAGGAAUUGAAUGUGAAUUUCCAUUUUUAUACAUUUACCUGUUACUUAAUGCUUGGUUCAGUAAUGACAAAAAUGCUAUUGAGAAGUAUUCAAGUAUGCUAAAGAAAACGUUACAGUCGGAAGACGAGACAGAUGACAUAUUUGAGGAUGAAGAUGACUUAAAUUACAAUAUUUGUGUCGUACCCAAAUAUUACUAUGUGCCAAGAGAUUCUGUGGAGCAAGAGAGAUUGAAUCCUGGUAGUCAAGAAAAGUUAUCUUCUCCUCUUGAGUCUAUCUGUCUUUGGGAUCAAGCGUUAUAUAUUAUAGUGAAAUUAUUGGAAGAGGAUUUGAUUGACAUAAGUCAUCUUGACCCAUUGGAGCGUCACAAAGGAAAAUCAAAUGCUCGACAGUACGGAUACAUAAACCACCGAUAUUCUUCGUUCAAGGUUAUCGAGUCUGAUUUAGUUGUGCAGGUUGCUUUGAUAGCAGAAAAUCGGAGCUUGCAAGCAACCCUAGCAACAUAUGGUAUUGACACACAAACGCCAAAGCAAGUGGAACCAUUGCAGAUUUGGCCGCCAAGCGAACUUGUUAAGGUUUAUAAAAAACUUGGUGUAAACAACAAAUUAUCACUUAGUGGAAGACCUACUCGACCAUUUGGAUCUUUAGCCACCAGUAAGAUUUAUAGAAUCCUAGGCCGUACUAUAAUAUGUUAUCCAAUAAUUUUGGAUGAAAAGGACUUUUAUAUGUCACUUGAUAUGUCACUUUUGAUUGACGAAUUUCAGCGGAAGCUGUCUUUCAUCCGUAACAAUUGGAAUAUGAGAGGAAGACCAACUGUUUGUCUUCUCAUAAGAGACUAUCACUCUAGUGGAACACAUUUUCAAGAAUUUCUGGAUCUCAUGGCAAAAUUGAAGAGAGGUGAAUGUGAUGGUGUAAGAAUAAGACUUGGUAGACUUCAGACUUUCCUGUCUGGAUCAUGUAUUGAACAUUUGGACUUUCUCAAAGACAUUAGCGAUGUGAGCAAAAAUGAUCAAAGCAAUGUAUUUCAACAAAUCAAAGAAGAGUCUUUGACGGAGCCAGAAGUUCCCGUUCAAAAUAUUGCUGAUUGGACUUCUGUAGAAGAUGAAGUGAAGGAGUAUAAACCGUUGGAUAAAGAUGAAAUUCGUAGCCAUUCUAACGAACAACUUUUGUCGAUGCUAACAAAUGUCGAUGCCAUAGAGAAAGAAGUACUUAUACUUGAUUUACUCAUAAAAAGAGAAGGAAUGAAAUGUGUCGUUGGAGAGGAUUCUUUAGAUGUUCGACUUCAUAAAUUGUACAUUAAAGCUGGACGUGUACAGGACUGGAAUGUCAUACGUCAUUGCAGUGGCUUGCUGAGGAAAAUUGUUGAUAGUUUAGCGCCUGCCAUUUCAACCAUUUUGGUUCACGGAAAAGUGGUUACAUUAGGUAUGUUUGGUCAUGAAGAGAGAGUAGUUUAUGAACCACUUACUCCAGGCGCCAUUGAGAAAAUUUUGUUCGAGUAUUGCAGUCCAUACGAUGUACGUAUGGCUGUCUUACAACAGGAGAUGAUUAUUUAUCUUUCCUCGUUCAUAUCUUCAAAUCCAGAUGUUUUCAAUGGCAUGUUGAAAAUAAGAGUGGGGUGGAUUGUCCAAGAAAUGAAAAAUUUGCUAGAAAGACAUUUUCCCAGUGAGAAUACGGAGUUGGUUUACACGUUUCCACCAAGUCGAGUAAAAGAACUAGUUUGGGUUGUUUUAACAUGUAAAGGACGUAUUAAUGGCAAAGAUUUAGCUCCAAGAAAUAUUUUGGAACAACGUCAACUGAAUGGUGCAAUGCAUCGUGUGCCACCUGGUUUUUAUUCACAGGUUUGGAAGAUUUUAGAACGUUCUGAAAGUGGAUUUUCUCUGUCGAGAUCAUAUUUGCCCAAGUUUCCCACCAUUGAUGAGUUGACGGAGGGUGAAAAAAGUUUCGCUUUGAAGGUGGAGGAAUUCUUGAGCAACGUUUCAAAGCCUGAAUUUAGACAAUUGCUCGUUGAGCUUUUAAUGGUGAUGGCGACAAUACUCAAACGAAAUAAAGAACUGAGGUUUCAUGUUACUAUAAAACUUGACGACUUGGUCACAGGAGCUAUGCAAUUAUACAAUGACGAAACAGGAAAGGACAUGUCGACAUUUUACAGUGCACCUACUUCAGGAAAGUAUGGUACAACAAUAUUUUUUGCACAGGCUAUUGUGAGUCAACUUCUUAAAGAAUCCGUAGAUGUUGACUUGGAUUCGGAAUGCGUGAUCUCAUAGAAAUGUAUAUUAUGCUAGUUGGCAAUUAUUGAUGAUAACACGAGAUUUUAUUUUGCAUUAAGAUUAUUAGACAAUUUUAUGCUAAUUUUGAAUGCGUGAAAUAGUUUUCACUACAGUCUGAGCCCUGUUUCAAACGUCGAACUUUACAGAAGCCGAAUGCAUUAAAGGAAAAGCAAAUUGAGAUGAAAUCCUGACUAUCUUUGGUUUUAAAUGUGUUUGGUUCACGUAAUGUUCGACGUUUAAAACGGGCCUGAGUUACUCGUGACUUGUAGAUGUCUUGUUGUUAUCGUGCAAGGAAUCAAUAAAAAAAUUUUUUGCCAUGUUGGUCGAAAUUUGAA